AUGGCACUCAGGAUGUGGGCUUCUUCCACUGCCAAUGCACUCAAACUCUCUUCUGCCUCCAGACCCCAUCUCCAUCCUCCUUUUUCUUUCUCCAGAUGCUUAUCUACUGUCUUGGAUGGACUUAAGUACGCAGAAUCACACGAAUGGGUCAAGCAUGAAGGCUCAGUCGCCACCAUUGGUAUCACUGACCAUGCCCAGGACCAUCUUGGAGAGGUUGUGUAUGUGGAGCUGCCAGAAUCAGGUCGUGCAGUUUCCAAGAAUUCAGGCUUUGGAGCUGUUGAAAGUGUCAAAGCAACAAGUGAUAUAAACUCUCCAAUUUCAGGGGAGAUUGUUGAGGUUAACAAAAAGCUCACAGAAACGCCAGGCCUGGUCAACUCAAGCCCAUAUGAAGAUGGAUGGAUGAUCAAAGUAAAGCCAAGUGAUCCUUCUGAAUUAGAGUCCUUAUUGGGUCCAAAGGAAUACACAAAAUUUUGUGAGGAGGAAGAUGCUAGUCAUUGA
Messenger RNA from Sphenostylis stenocarpa, 498 nucleotides. The record is from the annotation of a GenBank genome assembly. NCBI's taxonomy places the organism in Eukaryota, Viridiplantae, Streptophyta, Magnoliopsida, Fabales, Fabaceae.